AUGUCUUUACGCACCGCCACUCGCCAGGUUCCGCUGAGAUCUUUAGCUCCCUUCCGCGACUUUUCAACGCCCUCCAGCUGCCGCCCGUUCUUCAGCCUCCCAGGCAGCCCCCCUGGCAGCGACACCCAAACCAUCACGGCCAUCAGAACCCUGCCGUAUGCCCAACAUCCUCUCUACCAGCUCAUCUCCGACGUCGACUCCUACUCCUCAUUCGUCCCCUAUUGCGCCCACUCCCGCGUAACGCAGUGGUCUCAUCCUGACCAAGAUGGCCGGAAGUGGCCAACACUAGCCGAUUUGCACGUUGGCUGGGGCGGAUUCAACGAGGUCUUCACGAGUCGAUUACGCUGUGUGCCCGGCGUCUUGGUAGAAGCUGUCAGCGGGAAUCCCGCUUCCGUGGAUGCCAAAGCGGCCUCCGCCGUGUUCAAAAGCCUCGUGACAAGGUGGCAUCUGACGCCGAUCCGCCGGGAUCCUUCGCCUGCCACAGAGGUCCAUCUUACCAUCGAGUAUCAAUUUGUCAGCCCGCUGUAUGCCGCUGUCAGUGCCGCAGUCUCUGAUAAAGUUGCCGGUCUCAUGAUAGAAGCCUUUGAGAAGAGGGCGUCGGAAGAGCUGAGUUAUAAACAAAACCUAUGA
Molecule: messenger RNA, 630 nt
Organism: Metarhizium album ARSEF 1941
Lineage: Eukaryota; Fungi; Ascomycota; Sordariomycetes; Hypocreales; Clavicipitaceae
Product: cyclase/dehydrase family protein
Exons: 1
Coding region: 1-630 (209 amino acids)
Biological process (GO): cellular respiration; ubiquinone biosynthetic process
Cellular component (GO): mitochondrion
Molecular function (GO): ubiquinone binding
Source: RefSeq, a predicted model, not a curated record